Messenger RNA from Chaetomium globosum CBS 148.51, 3219 nucleotides. RefSeq lists its product as uncharacterized. The record is from RefSeq and is a predicted model, not a curated record. The transcript is spliced from 2 exons. Lineage: Eukaryota; Fungi; Ascomycota; Sordariomycetes; Sordariales; Chaetomiaceae. The coding region runs from base 1 to 3219 and encodes 1072 amino acids. Gene Ontology annotation, molecular function: ATP hydrolysis activity; mismatched DNA binding; ATP binding. Gene Ontology annotation, cellular component: MutLalpha complex. Gene Ontology annotation, biological process: mismatch repair.
AUGGCAUCAAGUGCCACUAUCAAGGCCAUUGAAUCUAGCACGGUCCAUCAGAUCCAGUCUGGCCAAGUCAUUGUAGACCUUUGCUCUGUCGCAAAAGAGUUGGUCGAGAACAGUUUCGACGCUAGAGCAACCGCCAUCGGUACGUGGCUGAGUCUUCCCAAGAAAGCGCACGCACGUCGAGCCGCCCUCGUUAACAAAGCUACGCCACUUGCAGAUGUCCGCUUCAAGAACCAAGGGCUAGACUCGAUCGAAGUCCAGGACAAUGGCUUGGGAAUUGCAUCCCACAACUACGAGUCCAUCGCCUUGAAGCACUACACUUCCAAACUCACGAGCUACGAUGACCUCUCGGAGCUGCAGACAUUCGGCUUCAGAGGUGAGGCGCUGUCUUCGCUAUGCGCCCUGUCCCGAUUUGCAGUCGUGACAUGUACCGCCCAAGACGUACCGCGUGCGAGCAGGCUCGAGUUUGAGACCUCUGGGAAGCUUAAGAGCACCAGCGUCGUCUCGGGCCAGAAGGGCACCACCGUCAUUGUCGAAGACCUCUUCCACAACCUACCUGUCCGCCGCCGAGAGCUGGAGCGGAACAUUAAGAGGGAAUGGGGCAAGGUGAUCAACCUCCUCAACCAGUAUGCAUGUGUGCAGACCGGCGUCAAGUUCACCGUCUCUCAACAACCCACCAAGGGCAAGCGUAUGGUCUUAUUCUCGACCAAGGGAAACCCCACCACGCGCGAGAACAUCAUUAACGUGUUUGGCGUGAAGACCAUGAAUGCCCUGAUAUUGAUGGACCUCAAACUGGAACUAACACCCACUGCUGGACCCCUCAACAAGGGAAAAGCGAAAGCAAGCGGAAGCGCCACUGAAGUCCGCGUCCUCGGCCACGUUUCUCGACCUGCCCACGGUGAAGGCCGGCAAACCCCUGACAGGCAAAUGUUCUAUGUCAACGGGCGACCCUGCGGCCUACCUCAGUUCGCCAAGGUGUUCAAUGAAGUUUACCGCUCAUACAACGCUUCCCAAUCGCCGUUUAUCUUUGCCGACAUUCAGUUAGACACACAUCUUUACGACGUCAACGUCAGCCCUGACAAGCGAACCAUUUUGUUACACGACCAAGGGCAAAUGCUCGAUAACUUGCGGGAAUCGCUAAUUGAGCUUUUUGAGACACAAGAUGUCACCAUUCCCGUGUCCCAGGCGCAGGCGUUGAAGCAGAACCCCUUCAAGACAGCGGCUGGUCGUUCGUGGACGCUCACUUCGGCUCAGACCAGCAGCAGGGCGGCUACCGUGGAGUCGCAGCGACAGGCGGAGUCUAGUUCCUCAAUCCUUCGGAAGCAGCGGGUUGGGGAGGAUGACGAUGUCGGCGAUGAAGAGGAUGACGAGGAAGCGAGCGAGGAGGGAGAUGACAACGAACAGCCGGUCAAAAAGCAAGUGCCUCCUAAGCCGAGGAGCUCGUUACAGUCUGCGAGCGUGUUAUCCCGCUGGCUGGCAAAAAGCCCCGACGACCAAAGGAAUUCUACGGUAACCCCCGAGGCCCAACAACAUGCUAGCAGCGUCGUAGAUGGGAAUCUGGGAGUCGAAAAGGACGGCGACACUGCAAAAAAACCCGGGGAUGAAGAAUCGGCGUCUGAAGAGGCAGAAGCAGAUAAUUUGGAUAACGAGGGACCGGAAAUCGUGGAAUCCAUUGCCCGCUCGACGAGAUCCAGUGAGAGGCCGAGAGAAAUCCCGGCAGAGGACGAUGAUCAAGAUGCCAGGAUUGAACUCGAACCGCCAAUCCCUGCCAUUGCCCCUUCAUCCCAAACACCAGCAUCACGAGUCGUCCCGAAGACAACGACGCGGUCCCUCAAGCGUUCUACCCAGGAGGUGGCAACCAUCACCAUCGGUGACCACACCGUGACGAGUCUAAUCGGGCAUUCUUCCAAACGCCCUAAAGUUGACGAGGACCCGAAACCGACUCGGGUGACGGGUCCUGUGAAAGGGGGGAAGCGAAACACACCUCUGCCAUCUUUUGGUGGACGUCUCACUCAGUUAUUUUCUGCUUCGGCGCAUGCUGAUGAAGGGCCAGUAGACAAGACCGGGAUCUUGGCUGACGAUAUUGACGAGGAUAUGGAAGAGUCUGGUGAGGACGUCGACGAGCAGAUGGGAGGGUCUGACGAAGAUAUCGACAAACAGAUGGAAGAAGCCGGCGAGGAUAUCGUUGAAAAUGAAAAUGAGGAGGGGUCACUUUUUGUGUCUCAAGAGGACGGCAGUGGGCGGGCGGUGAACGAAAUCGACGGCGAGACUGAAAAGGUUAGAGAACGGUUCCCAGUUUCAGGGGAGACCGAGAGUCCGGUUUCCUCGGACAGCCCCGACACGCCUAUGGAGUCUGUUGAGCAUACACUUUCCUGCCACGGUGACGAUGCCACAGACGAUGCCGACUACGCCGACGAAGAUGAAAAGAAAGCCCAAGAAGAAAAGGUCCGGGAAAUGAUAGACACAGCCGAGGCCACGGCCGAAACGACUGAGGGAGGCGAAAAGCGAUCUCAGUUAUUUGUUAAGGGGCGGUCAAAACGCAAAGACAUGACUCUCAACCUGGAGCAGCAAGUCAAGACCAGCGUGGACGAGAUACAGCAACGCAUCGCAGCCCUCACACGCCACAUACCGCCCCCACAGCCCGGGGUCUCCCCAAACACCAGCCCAGACGGUCUCGAAGCAGCCGACGCCGAGGAGAAGCUGUCCCUCAAGAUCUCCAAGACCGACUUCGCCAAGAUGCGCAUUGUCGGGCAAUUCAAUCUAGGUUUUGUGCUCGCCGUGCGCGAGGCCGCCGCCUCCCCAGAAAACACGCCCGAAGCCGCCGACGACGAGCUCUUCAUCAUCGACCAACACGCCUCGGACGAAAAAUACAACUUCGAGCGCCUCCAAGCCACAACCACGGUCCAAUCGCAGCGCCUCGUCCAGCCCAAAACCCUCGACUUGACAGCCCUCGAGGAAGAGAUCAUCCUCGAGCACCUACCAGCGUUAGAACGCAACGGAUUCGUCGUACAAGCCGACACGUCCGGCGCGCGGCCCGUGGGAUCGCGCGUGCAGCUGCUGAGCCUGCCGCUCAGCCGCGAGACGACCUUUUCGCUGGGCCGACCUGGAGGAGCUGAUCUUCCUGCUGGGGCGACAACCCGACGUCGAGCGCGGCGACGGUGCCGCGGCCGAGCCGGGUGCGCAAGAUGUUUGCCAUGCGCGCCUGCCGCAGCAGCAUCAUGA